Messenger RNA from Pelagomonas calceolata, 894 nucleotides. The record is from the annotation of a GenBank genome assembly. NCBI's taxonomy places the organism in Eukaryota, Pelagophyceae, Pelagomonadales, Pelagomonadaceae.
GCCAAAAAGGCGCUGCAGCUGCGGGCUGCCCCACGCCGCCAGCGCGGCAAACACACAGCAACACACAAGCGCUGCGCUGCCCCAGAAGGCCACUGCGGCGGGACAAGAUGCUCGAGUCCUCGGAGAACCGCAAGUUCAUGCUCUACUCGAAACGGGCGGACCAGGAGCCCAGGGAGCCCAAAAAACCGAAGGAGAUCGGGUUCCGGUUUUUACAAUUGCAGGUGGGAGACGAGGUCCCGGACUUUCGGGCGGAUAGCACCGUCGGAGAAUUUGGGUACCACGACAUGAUCGACGGCGUCUGGAGCGUUUUGGUCACGUUCCCGCCGGACGCCGAGGCCGUCGCCACGACCGAAAUGGGCCAGCUGUCGAAACUGCACCGCGAGUUCGAAGCGCGGAACUGUCGCCUGAUGGGCGUGUCCUGCGCGUCGAAGGAGCAGCAUCGCGCGUGGAUAGAAGCAGUGGAAGAAAUAGAGGACUGCUCCGUGUCCUUUCCGCUCAUCUCCGACCCGGAGGCCGUGAUUGGGGCGAAGCUCGGCCUCGUCAAGCAGGACUGGGAGACGUGGGGCCCCGCGCCCGUGCACGCGCUCGUGCCCUCGACGCUCGUCAUAUUGUGCGAUAUCGAUAAGCGCGUGAAGGCGACGUGGCAGCACCCGACGACGUGCGGCCGGAACUUUUAUGAAGUGUUGCGCACAUUAGAUGCGUGCCAGCUGGCGCUGUUCCACCAGGUCGCGACGCCGGCGAACUGGCUCCAGGGCCGCGACGUCUACGUCGCGCCGCGCCUCACGAAGGUCGCCGCGAACGAGGCGUUCCCCAAGGGCGUCACGGAGCAGCGGCCCUGGUACCGGACGACGCCGCAGCCGGAUUUGCCUGUGUAAUCGUGUAAUAGACUAUCUA